AUGCCUAAAUCCAAGCGCUCCAAAGUGGUCCACCUCAGUAAGGUGGACAAGAAGGGAAAGGAACUAACAUUAAAACUCUUCUCCAAUGUGCGCGAAUGUCUGGAUGAAUACCAAUACUGCUUCGUCUUCUCGGUCGAGAACAUGCGGAAUACGUAUUUGAAGAGUGUGAGGGGUGAUUUGAGUGAUAGCAGGUUAUUCUUUGGCAAAACAAAAGUCAUGGCCAAAGCCCUCGGCUCCACACCAGAGGACGAAUACCAGCCGCAAACACGCCUCCUCUCAAAACACCUCGUCGGGAACGUUGGGCUGCUCUUCACGAACCGCGAACCCGAGGCUGUGAAGGAGUAUUUCUCCGCGCUGGCGAAGACGGAUUUUGCGCGCGCUGGUACCCCGGCUUCGAGAGAGUUUACCAUUCCAGAGGGGAUUGUGAAUAGCAUGGGAGGAGAGAUCCCGGCUGAGGAGGAUGUGCCGUUGGGACAUAGCUUGGAGCCUGAGUUGAGGAGGUUGAAUAUGCCGACUAGUUUGGUCAAGGGGAAGAUCUCGCUGCAGAAUCCGUAUACCGUUUGUAAGGAGGGGGAUGUGUUGGAUAGUCGGCAGACGAGGUUGUUGAAGUUAUUUGGGGUGGCGACGGCAGAGUUCACGGUGCAAUUAGUUGCAUACUGGAGUUCAGCUACGAGUGAGGUCACUGAGAUAGAAGCUAUGGAGUCAUGA
Messenger RNA from Venustampulla echinocandica, 708 nucleotides. RefSeq names its product putative mRNA turnover protein 4. Gene Ontology annotation, molecular function: RNA binding. The record is from RefSeq and is a predicted model, not a curated record. The transcript is spliced from 3 exons. Gene Ontology annotation, biological process: ribosomal large subunit assembly; rRNA processing; nuclear-transcribed mRNA catabolic process. NCBI's taxonomy places the organism in Eukaryota, Fungi, Ascomycota, Leotiomycetes, Helotiales, Pleuroascaceae. Bases 1 to 708 code for a protein of 235 amino acids. Gene Ontology annotation, cellular component: nucleolus; preribosome, large subunit precursor.